This is a messenger RNA of Rhizoctonia solani, 1512 nucleotides long. Its product is annotated as Ras-like GTP-binding protein RYL2. The coding region runs from base 1 to 1512 and encodes 503 amino acids. The record is from RefSeq and is a predicted model, not a curated record. Lineage: Eukaryota; Fungi; Basidiomycota; Agaricomycetes; Cantharellales; Ceratobasidiaceae. The transcript has 7 exons. Gene Ontology annotation, molecular function: GTPase activity; GTP binding.
AUGAACGACAUGUACGACACCUGCCCUCCCGUCCGCCCCUCCAUCCGAUCCUCCCACACACGAGUCUCGCUCACCAACUCACAACCAAGCCUCGAUGCCAAAGUCGUUGUCAUGGGUAGUGCAGGCGUUGGUAAAACUUCACUCGUUACCCGCUACGUCGAAGGUCGCUUUGGUCAGACUACCACCACUACCGGUGCCUUCUUCUAUUCCAAAAAGGCCAUUGUCGAUGGUACCAAGGUUCGUCUCCAGAUCUGGGAUACCGCAGGCCAAGAACGCUUCCGAUCCAUGGCUCCCAUGUAUUACCGAGGCGCGAGCGCUGCUAUUCUCGUCUACGACAUUACCAGCGCUUCCUCCUUCGAGGAUGUCAAGCUUUGGAUUGAUGAGCUCAAACGGAACUGCGAUCCCGACCUACUCAUUUAUAUCGUCGGCGCAAAGGCAGACCUCGCUGCACAAGGCCAACGGGUUGUUACUUCUGACCGAGCCCGACUCGCGCUGCAUACCUGGUUCCCCCCGCCUCCCCCACCCAUCUCGUACUCGGCUGCUACAACUGCCCCCGGCACCCCCAAGACCGAGGGCGUCUAUGACUCGUACAUCCGCCCGCGUCUCACAAGCCUCACCAGUUCCCGAAGUGUACCCUUUGGCUUUGGCUCCGUCUCGCUUAGCACCCUCGCAGGAGUGACAACCGGGCGCCUACCUUCCCCCAUGGCUGAAGUCAGCUCUGGCGCUAGCGCAACCUCGGCUUCCUCGUCCGGUGCUCCCCCACGAAGAAGGCCGGGACACGUCUAUUCUCGUUCGUUUGCCGGUCGCUUGGAGGACGAGGGAUACGGCGGGGAAGAGACCUCUUGGUCAGGCGAGGAGCGCGGAAGGGAAAAGAGGCGUACCCGGAGCGGAGGGCGCGAUCUUGAAAUCGCCGAGUUCGCACGGGGCAUGCCUUCUUGGUCGACGAGACGAGGGCGGAGUACCGACGACGUUGUUGUCGAGGAUGACGAGACGGAGGAAGAGGAGAGCUGGGGACUCGGCAAGGGGAUGCAGCUUCGCGAGGUCAGCGCCAAGGACGAUCGAGGCAUCCAAAAUCUGUUCGAUGUGAUCAUCAAGGAGAUUAUUAAGCGCAAGGAUGUGCUUGAACGCGACCGCAUUGCCAAGGAGAGGGAUUCGAUAGUUCUUAACCCCAGCUGGAACCGUGUGGCCGAAGAGGAAGAGGCAGCUACGUUGCGCAAAAGCGGCGGGAGCUGCUGCGCUGUAGGAGGAAGGCGCGUGGCGACUGUAGACGUGGGAGCUAGACCAAGGGAGGUGGGAGAACCAAGCGACGACGAAUUCUAUCUGGACGGCGGAAAUCGACAAUGUGAGGCUGAACUGUGGGACAGCGAAGUAUACCAUUUGGGAAGCACAUACGACGGCAAUGGAUCGGCACUUGAAAUCAUGGCAAGAAGGAACUCGAUAACACCCGCUGCUUGUCAACUAACCCAUCUCAUUUCGGGAUCGGGCGAUCGGGCACACGUGAUAGGACGAUAA